UCGUUCAACCAAUUUUAUUACUCAUCAAAAUUCUCCACUCUCCACUCUCCAAAUCCCAAACAACAACCACCAAUCAUGGCCUCCGUCGUCGCCGCAGCCUCCUCCUCCUUCAUCGGAACCCGUCUUCCGGCAGAACCCUCAUCUGGAUCCGCCAAGAUCCAAGCUCGAUUCGGGUUCGGGUUAGGUAAGAAAGCCCCAGCAAAGAAGGCCGUUAAAAAGUCCACCACACCCGACCGUCCACUCUGGUUCCCUGGUGCUAAAUCCCCUGAGUGGUUAGACGGUAGCUUGGUCGGCGAUUAUGGGUUCGACCCAUUUGGCUUAGGAAAACCAGCUGAGUACUUACAAUACGAUUUGGACUCGUUGGAUCAAAACCUUGCAAAGAAUUUGUACGGGGAAAUUAUUGGUACCCGAUCGGAGAGCUCGGACGUCAAUUCCACACCUUUCCAACCUUACACUGAAGUUUUUGGUCUUCAAAGGUUUCGUGAAUGUGAACUUAUUCAUGGAAGAUGGGCUAUGUUGGCAACUCUCGGCGCCCUCACCGUUGAAUGGCUCACCGGAAUCACUUGGCAAGACGCCGGAAAGGUGGAGCUAAUCGAUGGUUCGUCAUACCUUGGACAACCGUUGCCAUUCUCCAUAUCCACACUGAUAUGGAUUGAAGUGUUGGUGAUCGGGUACAUUGAGUUUCAGAGGAAUGCUGAACUUGAACCGGAAAAGAGGUUGUACCCGGGUGGUAAGUUUUUUGACCCGUUGGGUCUGGCUGCUGACCCUGAGAAGAAGGCAGUUCUUCAACUCGCCGAGAUUAAGCAUGCCCGUCUUGCUAUGGUUGCUUUCUUGGGUUUUGCAGUUCAGGCUGCUGCUACUGGAAAAGGUCCGCUUAACAACUGGGCUACCCAUUUGAGUGACCCGCUCCAUACCACCAUUAUUGACACUUUUUCCUCCUCUUAAUUUUAUUUAUUUUCUAUUUGGAGAUCAGUCAGUUUGGGGGCUCUAUUUUCUUCUAAUCAUGUUGAACAUAUUAUAUAUAUUGUAAAAAAUGUAUCUUAAUAUUUGACACUUGAGGCACCAUGGUAUGUUAAUCAAUAUGUCGCAAUGAUUUCCAUUU
This is a messenger RNA of Impatiens glandulifera, 1102 nucleotides long. RefSeq names its product chlorophyll a-b binding protein CP29.2, chloroplastic-like. Lineage: Eukaryota; Viridiplantae; Streptophyta; Magnoliopsida; Ericales; Balsaminaceae. Gene Ontology annotation, cellular component: plastoglobule; chloroplast thylakoid membrane; chloroplast envelope. The coding region runs from base 76 to 945 and encodes 289 amino acids. The transcript has 2 exons. The record is from RefSeq and is a predicted model, not a curated record. Gene Ontology annotation, biological process: response to light stimulus; photosynthesis, light harvesting in photosystem I.